Pelmatolapia mariae (spotted tilapia) is the source of this 2860-nucleotide messenger RNA. RefSeq names its product insulin induced gene 1 (gene insig1). Gene Ontology annotation, biological process: SREBP signaling pathway; SREBP-SCAP complex retention in endoplasmic reticulum; cellular response to insulin stimulus. The record is from RefSeq and is a predicted model, not a curated record. Lineage: Eukaryota; Metazoa; Chordata; Actinopteri; Cichliformes; Cichlidae. Gene Ontology annotation, cellular component: endoplasmic reticulum; SREBP-SCAP-Insig complex. The coding region runs from base 114 to 944 and encodes 276 amino acids. The transcript is spliced from 6 exons.
UGUGUUUGCUGACGAUGAUGUGAACAAACAACGUGACUGCAGUUCUCUUGUUGUAAAAGAGCAGGAAAACGAGGAGGGGGGAUCCUGGCUUAAAUCUGCUUGCCGAGGCGCGAAUGAACAGGAGAAGAGGAUUCUGCUUGGAGCUGACUCUGAAGACGUCUGGAGAUCAAGCUUUAAAGUGCCAAAUGCCCAGGCUGGAGGAGCAUUGUUGGAGCUGCUCCACUUCAUCAAAGACCGAAACUAAGCACCCAUCAUCUGGCGCAAACUGGUUGGCAUCCAGAGCUGAAGAGAUGAUGUCAAUCAUCACAUCGGUGCUCAGCAGUGCCUACAUCUCCCUGCAGGACGUCCGGACGGCCAACCUGAUCCGCCGGGGUGUCGUCCUCUUCACGGUCGGAGUGUUCCUGGCCCUGGUGCUCAACUUGCUCCAGAUACAAAGAAAUGUUACCCUCUUCCCCGAGGAGGUGAUGACAACUUUGUUUUCGUCUGCAUGGUGGAUCCCACCUUGCUGCGGUACAGGAGCCGCUGUUAUCGGCCUGCUGUAUCCCUGUCUCGACAGCCACUUGGGAGAGCCGCACAAGUUCAAGAGGGAGUGGGCGAGCGUCAUGAGGUGUAUCGCUGUGUUCGUCGGUAUCAACCACGCCAGUGUUAAACUAGACUUCGACAACAACGUGCAGCUCUCCUUAACGCUAGCGGCCUUGUCCCUGGGUCUGUGGUGGACAUUCGACCGGUCCAGGAGCGGCUUCGGACUGGGCAUCACCACUGCCUUUUUAGCUACUGUGAUCACACAGCUGCUGGUCUACAAUGGAGUCUACCAGUACACAUCUCCAGACUUCCUGUAUGUACGCUCCUGGCUCCCGUGCAUAUUCUUCUCCGGCGGUGUUACUGUGGGUAACAUAGGACGCCAACUAGCCAUGGGUGGUGUUGAGAAACCCCACAUGGACUGAUUGGUGGAUGACCGGGUGAAGGGCAUCCGAGAAAAAAUGGAUACGUUCUGUGAGGAACGAGAAGAAUGAUGUGAGGAAAGAGACUCUUUGUCACGACCUCAUCUUUUGCUCAGAUGACAAAAGUGCAGGUCAGAAAAGCCCCUCAUCAAACGUGCCAUGUCCUCUGCAUCUCUUUGCAGCCAAACAGCCCCUUCCCGCCUCUGUUGUGCUCCAUUAGCAUUAAGGCUUCCUUCACACUACACAGGUGGACAGCCCUUGCCUUUUGUGUGUGUGUGUGUCCUCGUUUGAAGUGAACAGGAGACUGGUUUAAUUUCAUGAAGUGGACGCGUGCUCCUGGGCGUGAUUGUAUCCUGGAAAUGGCAGAAAAGAAAUGAUGGGGGUGCUAUGAUGUUUUCUUUUCUUUCUUUUUUUCAUUUUUGUAUGAUCAUAAAAGGGAAGUGUUGCUCUAGUGGGCAAAAUGAUGCCUGCUCGCUCGCACAAAGAGAUCCUUUUUUUUUUUUUUUUUUUUUUUUCUUCAAUGUAGAAUCCCAAUGAAACCAAAUUGAAGUAUUUAUUUUCCAAGCAUCCAGUGGCCGCCGCCCCCAAACUAAAUGUAUGUAUGGUAAUGAACGGUGUUUCACAUUUUUCGAAGGACUAGUUCAAUGUCUUGGGAAAUAUUUGGGGAAACUGCUUUCUCAUCUUAUUCCCAGCAGGAAAGCAAAUCAUUUUUCUGAUUUAUUAACACUUGAUUAUAAUACAUGAUUAAAGAAGGCGCCAAGAGUUGACUACCAAUUUAAACUUAUAUAUUCACCAACAGUGAAGAUCACUGAAGCACAAAAUUCAAGCUGCUUCAUUUUUUUUUUAGAAUGGAAAUUAGUUGUUUUUGCCAGUGAAUAGUAUUAUUUUUAAUCAGUUAUCAAGCUUGUCUUUGCUGUAAAACGACAGAGAGGACUGUUUUAAAGUAAGCAUUAGUCGGGACUGGGAGUUGAGAUGAACCAUAGAGGUGAAGCAUGCUUUGAAAGAAUGUACCGGGUAUACUAGCAGUUUAAAAACACCCUUUCCAGUGCAUUUUUAUAGAAUGGACCUUACAUUCCCAUUUGGAAAAACACUUUACUGUGGGAUCGUACAUGUUUUCGACUUCAACAGCAUCCUCAAACUAGAGAUGAUAGUUUGGGAACAGACACCAGUUAAAAUGGGAGAGGACGGGACGUUAUUACGUAAGAUUUGCAAUCUGUGAUUGCCUGUGUAUUAUAGAAUGUAGUGCUUUUGUCACUAUUACAGUUUAGUUGUAUCCUUGUAAAAAAACAUAAUGACAUUACUGCUUGUGUGUAUAAUGGCUUGCUUGUGUAAUCAGACAGGUAUUAUUACCAUACUAGACCUACAGUAUGUUAGUGUUUGGGGGUCUAGAGGAUUAAGUGCAAUCAGACCAUACAUGAGCCGAUUAUUCUUCCUUAUUUAUUAUUUCUGACAAAGGCUAAAAAAAAAAUAUUUGUAACUUUAAAGUAUAUGCAGUGUGGAUCAUUCAAAACAGCAAUAAUAUCCUCUCUUUCUCAUGUUUUUUUUUUUUUUGUAAACAACAAUGCUUUUGUCAGAGAUUACAUGCCUUCAGAGUCAAUACCAAUGACUCUCACCAGAGAGACAGCAUAAAAAAAUAUAUUGUGUCAAACUGUUGUUUUAAAAAAAUCUCAUUUAGUAGCAUUACUGAAGGAAACCUGAUUUAUUUUUUUAAAUCCUUUUUUGUGGCAGAUCACUUCAGGUCAAAUCUGCGUACAUUCAGGUGUGCUAAAACUGAAGAGGAAGCUUUAUGUUUUGAGGUGGUGAAGCACCUUUUGUCUCAAUGUUUUAGAGUUUCCGUGUGUGUGCGUGCGUCUGAUAAUUCAGCUGUGUAUCAUUUUUGCUACUUUGGAUUUAAGUGAAAAAUAAAAACACUUGACAAA